AUGCCUCCAAAAAAAUCAAGAAAUUCUUUGGGAUCUGGUGACUCUACACCAAGGCGUUCCUCACGCCGUGCAACAUCAAUAGAACCUGAUCAACAACAAGAACAGGAAAUAACACAACAAGAUGAAGGUAUAGUGGAACCUGAAAUUGAACCUCCAUUAGAUAUAAAAGAACCUGAAGAUGAAGAAUAUAAAGAAGAACCAAAAGAUGAAGAUGAAGAUGAAGCUUAUUCAGGAGAUGAUGAUGAAGAUGAAGAUGUUGAUAAGCCUAAAAGAUCAAGAAAAUCUCAAAGGUCUUCUUCAAGAUCCAAAAAAGAAGAAUCUGAUAGUGAACAAGAUGAAGAAAACCUUGCUUUGGAACUAGAAGGUGAUGAAGUCCAUGAGGAUGAAGAAGAGGAGGAAGAAGAUGAGGAAUCCGCAAGUAAAAGACAAAAAUCAAAUUCAGGCACAAGCACACCAGUUAGAAUUGGUCGUCGUGGUCCAGGUCGUGGUAAAAAAGGUCCAAUGCAAUUAACACCAGCUCCACCUCCUGUUGAUGAAAGACCAUUAGAAAUGAAAGACGAUGAAUAUAUCCUAACUGAUGACGAAGAAGGUGAAACUAAAAUCACCCCCAAUGGUCAAUUAUUAGAUGGUCGUCAAUUUAGAGUUCGUUCCUUCACUGUUAAGGGCAAAGGUGAUCGUUUAUACAUGUUAUCCACAGAACCUGCAAGAUGUAUGGGGUUUAGAGACUCAUACUUAUUAUUUCAAAAACAUAGAAGGUUAUAUAAAGUUGUUUUAUCAUCUGAUGAAAAAUUUGAUUUAAUCAAUCGUGAUAUCAUACCACAUUCUUAUAAAGGGAGAGUCAUAGGUUUAGUCACUGCAAAGAGUAUAUUUAAAGAAUUUGGUGCAAAGAUAAUAGUGGGUGGUCGUAAUAUUACUGAUGAUUAUUAUGCAAAGAGAUUGAGAGAUCAAGGUAAUGUCGUGGAAGGUGAAUUAGCAGAACCUGAAGAUGCAGUACCACCAAAGGGCACACCAUAUAAUCAGAACCAAUUCGUGGCAUGGCAUGGUGCCUCAAGUGUUUAUCACGCUGGUGGUGUGGCUGUUGCUCCUCCGCAAUUGGAAUCUUUAGAAUUGAAAUCAAUGAAGGCUUUAAAAUCAACUAAUCAUAUUAAUGAGGAGAAUUGGAUGCAUCAACAUGCCUUGGCUGUUAGAAAUUUUGAAUCAACUCUAUUACAAGGUAGACAAAUCUUGUCAAAGGGGUUAAGAGAUCCAUAUACUGGGAUUAUGUUUGUUCCUGAAUUGACUCAACCUAAUCAUGUGCAAUAUAAGAAAAUAAUUGAUCCAAAAUUGGAGCAUAAUGGCGAGAAAAAGAAAUUGAUCUAUGAAACAAUAUUGAAAAGUGAUAAUUUGGCAAAGAAGACUGGAUUGAAAAAUGUCCCAUUGGAGGUUUUCGAUGGGGUUGUUAGUGAGGAAGUUAAACAGGCUAUAUUAAGACAACAAAAGUAUGAAACUUCUGUAUAG
Molecule: messenger RNA, 1497 nt
Organism: Hansenula anomala
Lineage: Eukaryota; Fungi; Ascomycota; Saccharomycetes; Phaffomycetales; Wickerhamomycetaceae
Gene: NPL6
Product: Npl6p
Exons: 1
Coding region: 1-1497 (498 amino acids)
Cellular component (GO): nucleus
Molecular function (GO): chromatin DNA binding
Source: RefSeq, a predicted model, not a curated record